Messenger RNA from Drosophila grimshawi, 1587 nucleotides. RefSeq names its product zinc carboxypeptidase. Gene Ontology annotation, biological process: proteolysis. Gene Ontology annotation, molecular function: metallocarboxypeptidase activity; zinc ion binding. Bases 63 to 1469 code for a protein of 468 amino acids. The record is from RefSeq and is a predicted model, not a curated record. The transcript is spliced from 2 exons. NCBI's taxonomy places the organism in Eukaryota, Metazoa, Arthropoda, Insecta, Diptera, Drosophilidae.
UUGUUUUUCUCUUUUUCCAAUUUCCCAAUUAAAACCUCCCAUGGUAAUUCUCAAAAUUAAAAAUGCAAUCGACAAACAAAAUAAAACGCAACAAGAAGGCAAAAGCGCGUGCUGGCCAAAAGGUGACCAUCAAUGCAGUGCCCCAAAACAAGGCCGUAAGGCGACUGGUCAUACCGCGUCCGGACGUGUUGCACACGUAUCUGGAGUAUGGACAAAUUAAUCAGUAUUUGGAAUAUAUAGUGCAUCGCUAUUCGAACUUCGUUAAGCUCUACACGCUGGGCAUAACGCACGAGAAGCGAGAAGUGCGCGCAGUGGAAAUUAAUUGGAUGAAUCCCAAUAAUACCGAACUGCCAAUCACGAUGCGUAUGCAGGCGGCCAAACAGUCUGAGCUGCAGAAGCUCAGCGGCGUCAAGGGUCCCUCCGUGCUGAUGGGCGAAAAGAAUCGCAAUGUCAUCUUCAUUGAGGCGGGAACACAUGCACGCGAAUGGAUCACGGUGAGCACCAGUCUCAAUUGCAUUUACCAGCUGACGGAGCGAUAUACUCGCAACAUUGAGAUGCUGCGCAAUCUGCGUUUCAUUAUUGUGCCACUGGUGAAUCCCGAUGGCUACGAGUACUCACGCACCAAGAAUCGCAACUGGCGCAAGAAUCGACGACCGAACAAGGCGUCCAAAAUUGUGGGCACCGACUGCAAUCGCAACUAUGACAUUUUCUGGGAAUGCGGACCGACGCGCACCAAUCGCAACACGUACAAGGGGGAGCGACCCUUCUCCGAGCCGGAGACGCGUGCCAUGCGCACCAUUCUGGACAGCCUUGCGCCGAAUUUGUUGUUCUUUUUGUCGCUACACUCGUACGGCCAGAGCAUCAUGUAUCCCUGGGGCUAUUCACGCGAGUCGCCAUACUAUUGGCGCGAGCUGCACACGCUGGCAACUGCCGGACGCACUGCGAUCAAGACGUACAAUGGCCGCGAAUAUCGCACGGGUAGUAUUAGUGGCCUGACCAAACGCACCAUUGCCGGCUCCGUUGUGGAUUAUGUUUACGGUGUGCUGAAGACGCCCAUGGCUUUGGUAAUGGAGCUGCCAUCGCGUGAACUUGGCUUUCAGCCGCCCGUCGAGAUGAUCAGUCAGAUUGGCCAUGAGAGUUGGUUCGGCAUACGCGAGAUGUGCAAGAAUGCGUUCGAUUUGCGCCAGAUCAUCAGGCGAGAUGAGGAGCCCAAUGCGCCCAAGCCACCGAGUCACAAAGAGCUGGGCGCCGGCGAUAAUCAGUCUGACGUUCUCCCGACUAAUGCUAACGAGGAUAAAAAGAAGUCACCGAUCCGAAAGAAGCUCAAGAAACGCGCCAAGCGCACGCUGCUCACACAGCACGCGGACAUUCUUGAGCUGCAGAAGAGGCACAUGCAAAAUGCUUUAAUGCCGAGGAGGGCGAUGACGGCGCCACUGGCUGGAACACGUUCUGGAAGAGGCGAUGUGUAGCAUUGUCGACCAUGAUUCCAAGGUUGUGUGUGUGUGUUUAUAUGUAUCCGAAUUAUAUAAAUUAUAUACGUAUAUAUAAAGUAUUUGGCAAUUGAGCUGGGCUUGGUCCCAAAUUUUA